Molecule: messenger RNA, 3565 nt
Organism: Sclerotinia trifoliorum
Lineage: Eukaryota; Fungi; Ascomycota; Leotiomycetes; Helotiales; Sclerotiniaceae
Source: the annotation of a GenBank genome assembly
AUAAAAACUGGUGAAAGAUUUUCAAACGUCCAACAUCUCACCCAGUUUAUUCAUCCCCUUCCAUUUUCAUUCAAUCCCAAUUGAUACCUCAUCGACGACGUGUACGCGUACUGUACAUUCAUAGGUGAAAAAUUCUUCACUUAUUUGUUGUACAAUAUAUCAUCAAUUUAUCCUCUGUAUCUUACCUAGCCUCGGGCCUAUCAACAUCCGUCGUCUAAUAAUCUUACUCGUCGACUUGAUCUCAAGAACGAGUGGGAACCAAUUGAAAAUCGAUCAACCCCUCAGACACACAACACAGUAGGUAUUUUUAUAUAUUUUUGGUCUUUAUCCAAUUGAUUGAUCGCAAAUUCGCUUGAAAACAUGAGAUGGAGGGGUGGUCAACUUUAUCACAAUCUUUGUAUGAUUUGUACGGCAUCAGAGGUCAUUCGUACAUUGUACAGCCAUAUUGAUGUGUGGUAUGGUCACGCUAAUGCGGUUGUGGGGAAAGCUCUUAUAGUUCCUACGUUCCCAUAAAUUUCGUCAGAGGAGCUCCGAGCUUCUUUCCUUGAUCAUCAAUCAACCAACUUGCAACAACCAAGAAGAUUCUCAGAACACGAACACAGGAUAAUAUCCAACAAUUGUUAUUUUGCUGUGGUAUUACUUUACAUAUAACGUUCUGCCCCUCCACAAGAUACUUUUUUGGAUCUUCAACCAACUUUGAUUCUUUUACUCCUUUCCAUCUGCAAUCUGCAAAUCUGCAAAUCUGCAGUCUCCCAUCCAACACCCCACUUUAACAACUCUGCUUCAAAUAGCGACACCUGUCGCAACCUGAGUCAAAAUGUCGGGAAAAACAAACCGAGAUGUCAAGAACCACUUUCUCUUUGAGAUAGCCACCGAGGUUGCAAAUCGAGGUAAGCCACAAGCUUCAUUCCUCACAACAUUCGGAAUCAUUACUGACCUUUUACCUUUCUUCAGUUGGUGGUAUCUACUCUGUCAUCAAAUCGAAAGCUCCAGUAACGACAGCCGAAUAUGGAGACAGAUAUACCCUCAUCGGUCCCCUCAAUAGGCAAUCGGUUAGUUUCGCUACUAGACAUUGACCAUGAGUAUGGCUAAUACUUUAUAGGCCGCCGUGGAAGUCGAAGCAUUGACGCCUACAAAUCCCCAUCUCGCAGCAACGAUAGAGGCUAUGGAAGAAAGAGGAAUUCAAAUGUUAUAUGGCCGCUGGUUGAUCGAGGGUGCCCCAAGAGUUUUGUUAAUCGACACCAAGAGUGCCUACAGAUUCUUGGACGAAUGGAAAGCCGACUUGUGGAAUACUGCAGGUAUUCCAUCUCCUCCGGGAGAUGAUGAAACCAAUGAAGCAGUCGUCUUCGGUUAUUUGGUUGCAUGGUUUUUGGGAGAGGUUAGUACAUAUGCAUUGCAUGAUCUCUUGCGUAAUGUGUUCCAAAGCUAACGAUUCAAUAGUUCGUUGCCCACGAAAAAGAAAAGGCUGUCAUCGCGCAUUUCCAUGAAUGGCUCUCUGGUGUCGCACUUCCUCUUUGCAAAAGGCGUCGUAUAGAUGUUACUACAAUUUUUACCACCCACGCCACUUUACUGGGAAGAUAUCUUUGCGCAGGAUCCGUCGAUUUCUACAACAAUUUGCAAUGGUUUGAUGUUGAUGCCGAGGCAGGAAAACGUGGUAUUUACCACAGAUAUUGCAUAGAACGUGCAGCAACACAUUCUUGUGAUGUUUUCACAACCGUCUCACACAUCACUGCUUACGAAUCCGAGCAUUUGUUAAAGAGAAAGCCGGAUGGUGUUCUCCCCAACGGUCUUAACGUCACCAAAUUCUCAGCAAUGCACGAAUUUCAGAACUUGCAUCAGCAGGCAAAGGAAAAGAUUCAUGAUUUCGUUAGAGGUCACUUCUAUGGGCACAAUGACUUCGAUCCAGAAAACACUUUGUAUUUCUUCACGGCAGGACGAUACGAGUAUAGGAAUAAGGGUGUGGACAUGUUCAUAGAGUCGCUGGCUCGUUUGAAUCACCGCCUCAAGUCUGCGGGAUCCAAAAUGACUGUUGUGGCUUUUAUCAUUAUGCCUGCACAAACUCAGUCAUUGACUGUGGAGGCUUUGAAGGGACAGGCUGUCAUCAAGUCAUUACGUGACACAGUCGAUGUUAUUGAACGUGGUGUUGGAAAGAGGAUUUUCGAGCGUGCCCUUAAAUGGCAUGAGGGUGAGGUCAUGCCUGAUGAUAAAGACUUGAUCACCAGUCAAGAUCGUAUCCUUCUCCGUAGGCGAUUGUUUGCCAUGAAGAGACAUGGCCUUCCACCAAUUGUCACCCAUAACAUGGCAAACGACUCCGAGGACCCAAUUUUGAACCAGAUCAGAAGAGUUCAAUUGUUCAAUCACCCUUCCGACCGUGUGAAGGUUGUUUUCCACCCAGAGUUUCUGAACUCUGCAAACCCAGUUUUGCCAAUGGACUACGAUGAAUUCGUUAGAGGUACUCAUUUGGGUGUUUUCUCAUCCUAUUAUGAACCAUGGGGUUACACACCUGCGGAAUGUACGGUCAUGGGUGUUCCAAGUAUCACAACUAAUUUGUCAGGUUUCGGUUGUUACAUGGAGGAGUUGAUUGAAAACUCGACGGAUUACGGAAUUUAUAUCGUUGACAGAAGAAUGAAGGGUGUGGAUGAUUCAGUCAAUCAAUUGACUAGCUACAUGUUUGAUUUCGCCGGCAAGAGCAGACGUCAACGUAUUAACCAGAGGAAUCGUACCGAACGAUUGAGCGAUCUUCUCGACUGGAAGCGUAUGGGCAUGGAAUAUGUCAAGGCAAGACAACUUGCAUUAAGAAGAGCUUAUCCUGCUUCUUUCGAUGGAGAAGAGGAAGAUGACUUUAUCCCUGGUGUGGAACAAAAGAUCUCACGCCCAUUCUCAGUACCUGGAUCUCCAAGAGAUAGAAGUGGAAUGAUGACACCUGGUGAUUUUGCUAGUCUACAAGAAGGACGUGAGGGAUUGAGCACAGAAGAUUAUGUUGCAUGGAAACUUCCGUAAGUCCCAAAUAUACCUCUGAAAUGAUAUAGUGCUAACAUUUACUAGUGAGGAGGAAGACCCAGAUGAGUAUCCAUUUCCGCUCACCCUUCGAUCAAAGAAAAAUGGUGCACAAAGUCCAUAUGGUGGUGCACAAAGCCCUUCGGAAUAUGCGAUUACAAAUGGAAAUGGGAUGAAAUAAAUAUACCGAAUAAGGAAAAUGGUUAGAAAUGGUGAAUAAAGUAAGGAAAUGGGGGAUUAAGAAGUCGGGAGGCAAGCUAUGAAGAUGAUAAAUAAUCAUGUACCAAAAUGUCUAUACUCCUUUUCUAUUUGCAUUUCUGCGUCGUUGCUUGCAAUUGUAUAUUCAAUACCCUCUUCGUUCUGAACGUUGGUGGCUUUAUUUAUGCAUGGAAAUUAGGUUGCGGGUAAAUUAGUGCGUUUAUUAGUUUUCUAUUGGAUUUUGGCAUUAUGGAGAAUGUAGAAGAUUGAUGGAUGGAUGAAAGAAUGAUCUCUUUAAUGAUCAUGAAAAGACAAUAUAUAUGAUGGAGGAAAAAGGUUGUAAUUGUUAAGAAAAAGCAUAGUUAUUUUU